Messenger RNA from Oncorhynchus nerka (sockeye salmon), 2517 nucleotides. RefSeq lists its product as uncharacterized. The record is from RefSeq and is a predicted model, not a curated record. Lineage: Eukaryota; Metazoa; Chordata; Actinopteri; Salmoniformes; Salmonidae. The transcript has 3 exons. The coding region runs from base 528 to 2216 and encodes 562 amino acids.
GUGAGCAAGAGAGGGAGAGAGGAACGAACCAGGGAAGCGAGAGACUUACACACACCACAAGCAUUGGAAAUUGAAGGAGUUGGUGUGCAGCUCGCAAGAAGGCAGAGUCUGUGUGGACGGGCCCAGGGGCUGCACAGCUCCAGUGCUCUCUCUGCUUCUAACGUGUGCUGAGCCCUGCUCUGCUCUGCUGUGCGCUCCACUACGCUCUACGCUGCUAGCCUGUGUGACUGGCUGUCUGCGCUCAGCUGAGAAAGAGAGAGAGAAAGGGAGAGCAACUACUACUGCUACAGAUGUGAGGCUUUCCCCAGUGCUGGCUAUACUAUACCGCUCCUGAGGACAGUGCAUGGCGACUCCUGUACCCCUGCCCUUUAGCAUUCAGCCUCCGUGCAGCGGUGUACGUCUCAUUUCCGUUGCUGCAUGUAGCUCUAAACGGCCAAGGAUAUGAGAAGAAAGAGAUAUGUUAUGUGAACCAUGUGUGACUCCCGACGCAGAUGGAAUGAAGGGCAAAAAAUAGGGGAGCUCAAAGGAUGCUGCGCCCCUCCAACCUUUCCAUCACUCCAUCUCUCCAUCACUCCAUCUCUUCAUCACUCCAUCACUCCAUCUCUCCAUCAUUCCAUCCCUCCAUCUCUCCAUCACUCCAUCUCUUCAUCACUCCAUCACUCCAUCUCUCCAUCACUCCAUUCCUCCAUCUCUCCAUCACUCCAUCUCUCCAUCACUCCAUCUCUCCAUCACUCCAUCUCUCCAUCACUCCAUUCCUCCAUCUCUCCAUCACUCCAUCUCUUCAUCACUCCAUCACUCCAUCUCUCCAUCACUCCAUUCCUCCAUCUCUCCAUCACUCCAUUCCUCCAUCUCUCCAUCACUCCAUCUCUUCAUCACUCCAUCACUCCAUUCCUCCAUCUCUCCAUCACUCCAUCUCUCCAUCACUCCAUUCCUCCAUCUCUCCAUCACUCCAUCUCUCCAUCACUCCAUCUCUCCAUCUCUCCUUACCUUCAGCUAUACAUCUCUCUAUUCCUCCAUCUCUCCAUCACUCCAUUCCUCCAUCUCUCCAUCUCUCCAACACUCCAUUCCUCCAUCUCUCCAUCACUCCUUACCUUCAGCUAUACAUCUCUCCAUUCCUCCAUCUCUCCAUCACUCCAUUCCUCCAUCUCUCCAUCUCUCCAUCACUCCAUUCCUCCAUCUCUCCAUCACUCCUUACCUUCAGCUAUACAUCUCUCCAUUCCUCCAUCUCUCCAUCACUCCUUACCUUCAGCUAUACAUCACUCCAUUCCUCCAUCUCUCCAUCACUCCUUACCUUCAGCUAUACAUCUCUCCAUCACUCCAUCUCUCCAUCACUCCAUUCCUCCAUCUCUCCAUCACUCCAUCUCUCCAUCACUCCAUCUCUCCAUCUCUCCUUACCUUCAGCUAUACAUCUCUCUAUUCCUCCAUCUCUCCAUCACUCCAUUCCUCCAUCUCUCCAUCUCUCCAACACUCCAUCACUCCAUCUCUCCAUCUCUCCUUACCUUCAGCUAUACAUCUCUCCAUUACUCCAUCUCUCCAUUCCUCCAUCUCUCCAUCUCUCCAUCACUCCAUUCCUCCAUCUCUCCAUCACUCCUUACCUUCAGCUAUACAUCUCUCCAUUCCUCCAUCUCUCCAUCACUCCUUACCUUCAGCUAUACAUCACUCCAUUCCUCCAUCUCUCCAUCACUCCUUACCUUCAGCUAUACAUCUCUCCAUUCCUCCAUCUCUCCAUCACUCCAUUCCUCCAUCUCUCCAUCACUCCUUACCUUCAGCUAUACAUCUCUCCAUUCCUCCAUCUCUCCAUCACUCCUUACCUUCAGCUAUACAUCACUCCAUUCCUCCAUCUCUCCAUCACUCCUUACCUUCAGCUAUACAUCUCUCCAUUCCUCCAUCUCUCCAUCACUCCUUACCUUCAGCUAUACAUCUCUCCAUUCCUCCAUCUCUCCAUCACUCCUUACCUUCAGCUAUACAUCUCUCCAUUCCUCCAUCUCUCCAUCACUCCUUACCUUCAGCUAUACAUCUCUCCAUUCCUCCAUCUCUCCAUCACUCCUUACCUUCAGCUAUACAUCUCUCCAUUCCUCCAUCUCUCCAUCACUCCUUACCUUCAGCUAUACAUCACUCCAUUCCUCCAUCUCUCCAUCACUCCUUACCUUCAGCUAUACAUCUCUCCAUUCCUCCAUCUCUCCAUCACACUGAAAUGCCUGUUACCUAGAUGCUAACUGGCGAUCUAUAAUUAAUAAUAAUUUGAUAGGUGCUUAUACGCAUGUGUGAAAUGGAAAUGUGUUGUUUUUGCAUAUCCCAACUCCCCCUGAGAUACCUUUGGAGAACUGUUCUGAUCAUUGAGUCCUACUGCUUAAAUACAGAUAACUGUCAAAAUAAACUAAAUGAGGGAUACAAAGUAUAUCGAAAGGGUGUGUGUGUGUGUGUGAGAUUCUUAUGGGAGAUUCUGGAGCGUGCCUGAGACAGUGUUUUCGACCACCAUCAACAAACACCAAAUGAUGGAAUUUCUCAUGGAAGUUC